Molecule: messenger RNA, 1197 nt
Organism: Striga hermonthica
Lineage: Eukaryota; Viridiplantae; Streptophyta; Magnoliopsida; Lamiales; Orobanchaceae
Source: the annotation of a GenBank genome assembly
AUGGCAAUUACCCUAAAGAUAAUCCAAAUUCUCAUUCUCACCAUCAUUUAUUGCUCAUUGGUACCCUCACUUGGGGCUAAUUACAACCCGACCCUCGACGUGUGGUCCUUCGGGGCCGUGCCCGACGGGAAAUCCGACUGCACGGAGGCUUUCACGAGCGCGUGGAGCUCGGCAUGCGCCUAUGUGGGGCCCGCGACCAUUUACGUGCCUCCGGGAAGGUACUUAUUGAAAAACACGUACUUUUCAGGGGCUUCGUGCGAAAAUACUGAUAUAACGAUACGUAUCGACGGGACUCUGGUGGCUCCCUCGGACUACGAGGAACUCGAGAAAAACGGGAGCUGGCUGCAGUUCGAGUGGGUCGCCGGAGUUUCUAUUCUCGGCGGGACCCUAGACGGUCAAGGGACGAGAUUGUGGGAGUGCAAGAAUUCCGGCGAGAAUUGUCCUAAAGGAGUUACGACACUGGGAAUUUCCAACUCCAACAACGUGGCCAUCACCGGACUCACAUCCAUCAACAGCCAGAUAUACCACAUCGUCAUCAACGGCUGCCGUGACGUCAGGCUUCGGAAUGUGACCGUCUCGGCUCCCGGAGACAGCCCCAACACCGACGGCAUCCACGUCCAGCGCUCAUCUGACGUGGCAAUCACCGACUCCGUAAUCGGGACCGGCGACGACUGCGUGUCGGUCGGGCCCGGCACCACCGACCUUUGGAUCGAGAACGUGUCAUGCGGCCCCGGCCACGGCAUAAGCAUUGGGAGCUUGGGUAAAGAUUACGAGGAGCCGGGCGUGCGUAACGUGACAGUUCAGAGCGUAUCGUUCGACAACACGCGAAACGGCGUGAGGAUAAAGACGUGGGCUAGGCCGAGCAAAGGGUUUGUGAGCGGCAUCGUUUUCCGGCACGCCAUCAUGUGUAAUGUAGAAAACCCAAUUGUGAUCGACCAAAACUACUGCCCGCAUGAAAAAGAUUGUCCUGGAGAGGUCUCGGGAGUUGAAAUCAGCGACGUGAUGUAUCAAGACAUACAAGGCACGUCGGCAACACAAGUGGCCGUGAAAUUUGACUGUAGUAACGGGUUCCCGUGUAAAGGAAUAAAGAUGGAGAAAGUGAAGUUGAGCUACCAAAACCGGCCAUCUCAGGCUCAGUGUGUCAAUGCAGCUGGCUCGGUUUAUGGCUCGGUUGAGCCCUCGAGCUGUCUGAAUUGA